GGCAGAGCAUGCUGCUGGAGGUCAGAUGCAUGAUGAAAAGACGAGUACAGUAAUUUGUUAAGAAAACAAACGGUGUUUUCACCCGGGAAUUUAUCUUAGGAUACAACACACACGCCGUGGGGACAGCCUCUGUUGGUGGCGGUGGAUCCAGCAGCUCGUCGUUGAUCGUUUCCGCUUGGAUUUUGAGUGUUACGACAUAGCUAACGUUAGCUAGCCAGGCCGGCUCGGCAAGUAGCGCCUUCCUGGCUCCAGUUUUCUCCAGGUGAAACCUCUGGAUCUUUUUUUUAAACCAUGGACAACAACUCGCAAGGAUCGGGGGGAAUCAAAGCAGGUCUCGGGGGUCUCUUUGGAGGUGGUGCACCUGAGUACUCCAACACAGAGCUCGCCGGUGUACCGUUGACUGGAAUGAGUCCUCUGUCACCUUACCUCAAUGUCGAUCCUCGUUACCUGGUUCAGGACACAGAUGAGUUCAUUCUACCCACAGGCGCCAAUAAAACAAGAGGACGGUUUGAACUGGCUUUCUUCACUAUUGGAGGCUCUUGCAUGACAGGAGCAGCACUUGGAGCAGUAAACGGCCUCAGGAUGGGCCUGAAGGAGACCAGAGACAUGGCGUGGUCCAAACCUCGUAAUGUACAGAUUCUCAACAUGGUGACCAGGCAGGGUGCAUCAUGGGCCAACUCUCUGGGUUCAGUUGCGUUGUUGUAUAGUGCUUUUGGCGUGGCGAUAGAGAAGGCCAGAGGAGCAGAAGAUGACGUCAACACAGUGGCUGCUGGGACGUUAACUGGGAUGCUCUUUAAAUCAGGAAGUGGAUUAAAGGGUGUAGCCCGCGGAGGUCUGGCUGGUUUAGCCUUGUCUGGUGCCUACGCUCUCUACAACAACUGGGACCACCUCACCGGCUCCUCCUCCUCAUCCUCCAGGCUCUACUAACCUUUCCCCACACACAUUCUGCUUCAACGCUAGGGCCAAAUAUCUCCCUCCAGGACACAGCCUUUAACCACAGCGCUAAGAGGAACACUCUGGUCAAAAGCAGUGUGCUUUCCAGGGAAGUGUGAGGCGGCCCCAGUUCGCUGGUUCCCCCUCGCCCACUUUCCUUUCCUGGAGCAUUCUGGGAAUCAAAAGAUGCGUCUUUCGAAAAGUUGUGAAAAUGCAGACUAAAUUCCACCGGAGACCAUCCUAUAACAUCUCUCCCUUCAUUUGUCUUUAUCCUCUGAGGUAUUCCUGUCACUGAUCUGAUCAGUAAUGAGAACACCCUGUCAGGAUGUUACGUAGAGGUGUGUCAUUUGUUAUAUCAUUGUUUAUGGGAGGCUUAUUAGUCUUCUUUGAUGCUUAGUUUUGAAAUCAGCGAACCCAUGACAUUUGGGUUGAAUGAGCCAAUAUUGAUUUGUAAGAUGACUCGUGACAUCUGGUGUGAGGUGCACCAGGUGAAUGGCUGUGGAGUCGGGUUCUGAUUUUGGACUGAAAGACUCUUCUGUUGCAGAAGAGCAAAGAGAUUUUCAACCAAGUCGUGCAAACACAGAACAAAGCCUUACGGUCGGUUCUAAUGUUGUAUUUAUUGAAGCGUAUCUGCGGCAGGUUUUGUUUGACUGCAAGAAGAAGUCACUGUAAAGCUGUACUUGAAGUGCGUACUGUUGAUGUAUCCAUAAAAAACCCACUGUAUUAAAAACUAACAAAAAAUUGAAAAA
Messenger RNA from Seriola dumerili (greater amberjack), 1682 nucleotides. RefSeq names its product translocase of inner mitochondrial membrane 23 (gene timm23a). Gene Ontology annotation, molecular function: transmembrane protein transporter activity. The transcript has 7 exons. Bases 292 to 927 code for a protein of 211 amino acids. Gene Ontology annotation, cellular component: TIM23 mitochondrial import inner membrane translocase complex; mitochondrial inner membrane. Gene Ontology annotation, biological process: protein import into mitochondrial matrix. The record is from RefSeq and is a predicted model, not a curated record. Lineage: Eukaryota; Metazoa; Chordata; Actinopteri; Carangiformes; Carangidae.